AUGGGUAAUCAAUUAGCAGGCAUCGCCCCAUCUCAAAUAUUUCCGGUAGAGCGUUACUUAACAGAUCAUCCUGAAUUGAAGUUUGACACAAGUUUGGGUAGUACAAGGUUCCUGAAAGUAGCGAGGGCAGAAUCACAGGAGGGGUUAGAUGUGGUUAAAGUCUUUGCCAUACAUGACCCCUCCUUACCACUAGAAACUUAUAAAAAUCACCUGGAAGAUGUAAGGAAGAAACUCUCGUCUGCUGUAAACUGCAUUCCCUAUCAAAAAAUAAUCCUAACAGACAAGGCAGGGUUAAUUAUACGUGAAUAUGUUAAAUAUAGUUUGUAUGACCGUUUAAGUACGAGGCCAUUCUUGACAAACAUCGAGAAACGCUGGAUUACAUUUCAGAUUUUAUAUGCUUUGCACCAGUGUCACAAAGUGGGAGUGUGCCAUGGUGACAUAAAACUUGAAAAUAUCACGGUGACUUCGUGGAACUGGGUUUUACUUGUAGAUUUCGCUUCAUUUAAACCGACUUUCAUCCCAGUGGAUAAUCCCGCAGAUUAUUCUUACUUUUUUGAUACCUCUCGAAGACGAACUUGUUUCAUUGCUCCUGAGAGGUUCUCUAGUAGUACCAGUACAACGUAUUCUGAAAGUAGCAAUGUAAUCACUGAAGCUACUUGUGAUUCCAGUGAUCUAACACCUGCUAUGGACAUUUUCUCUGCUGGAUGCGCUUUAUUGGAGUUGUGGAACGAAUUACAUGUUCCAUUUGAGUAUUCACAAUUAUUGGCUUAUCGUUCUGGUAAAUAUUCCCCUCAAAAACAUUUGGACAAACUGGAAGAUCCCGAUUUAAGAGUAUUAAUCUCAAGCAUGAUAGAAAAAGAACCAAGCAAGAGACAUUCUGCAGAGGAUUACUUAGCUCAACACAGAGGCACACUCUUCCCUGAAUACUUUUUUACAUUCUUGCAGUCUUAUAUGUUGAUAUUCUCAGCUACUCCGAUUUUAUCUCCAGACGAGAAAAUAAUGCGUUUGAAAAAUGACAUCAAAAGCAUUUUCAAGUUUCUAGGACCCAAAUCACAAGACGAGAAAGGAAAACAGAAAGACGAGUGUGAAGGUCUCGUCCUUAUCACAUCACUAGUGACAUCUUGUAUUAGGGGGUUACACGAUUGCUCCUCAAAAUUAUUUAGUUUAGAAAUUCUACUAGAGCUUGCUUCUCAUGCUAGCGAUGAAACCAUACUGGAUAGAAUUUUACCUUACAUCAUGUUUUUGGGUCAUGAUUCUUCUACGAGAGUAAAGAUAUCGGCCAUAAAUACAAUCACGAAGUGUCUGGACUUGGUGGUGAAAAUACCACGAUCAGAUGCCAAUAUAUUUCCCGAAUACAUCUUGCCAGAGUUAGCUCCAUUGGCAACGGAUCCCAAUACUUGCGUGCGUGCAGCGUAUGCCAAAAAUAUAGCAAAAUUAGCAGAAAUCUCCCUCAGAUAUCUAGAACAAAUACAGAAUGACUGGUACGACCACAGCAGCAUCAACAAAAAAGAUACCUUUAACUACGAGUUGGAAUUGCAAGCUUUGCAUGAGAUGAUAUCGCAGACAGUGAGUGCGCUACUGACUGAUACACAAUCAAAUGUAAAACAAACACUGGUAGACAGCGGCAUUACCAAAUUGUGUGUAUUCUUCGGAAAAGCUAGAGCAAACGACGUUAUCCUCUCUCACAUGAUAACCUUCCUAAAUGACAAGGAAGACAGAGAAUUGAGGGGUUCCUUUUUCGACUGUAUUAUUGGCGUUGCGACUUACAUCGGUUGGCCAUGUGCUGGAAUCUUAACCCCUCUUUUAUUACAGGGCCUUACAGACUGUUCCGAGUUUGUAACGGCAAAAAGUAUCAACGCUAUGGCGGCUCUGACAGAACUAGGUCUAAUGUUCAAACCGGCUAUUUGCGAACUGAUCACUGAAUGUUCAUAUUUCAUGGUACACCCCAAUCUGUGGAUACGUCAGGCGGUUGCUGGUUUUAUCGCAACUGCUGCAAAAACGUUAUCGUUGUUGGAUGUUCAAUGUAAACUAAUGCCUCAUUUGAGUGUCUAUAUGAAGUAUCCUCUGAUACAAAUUGACAAGCCUGAGUUAGUGCUAGAGUCGCUUGUAAGUCCAAUUCCGAGGAUCGUGUAUGAUAGUGUGGUAGCUUACUCAGAGAUUGAUAUACUUCUGGAUGUGCUGAAAGAGAGGAAAACUCUGAGAGAUUGUGUAAAUACCGGCAAGGUUCCUAAUACAGAUUUGUACAGGGAGUCAAAUUCAAGUUUGAAAAAUCUGUUCCGAAGACUAGAAGCAAACGGUAUGAACGAAACCAUUGAAGAGCACUUUUUGAGGAUGGAACAUCACCUGAAAAAAAUUCAUAAACAUAAAACUAAUGCCGAAGCAAGGCAUAGUCGGCAGAUUGAUGGAAAAAUUGAACUUAGUUCUUCUUCUAGUAUUGUUAAAAGCCACAUUUUAAACUUAAACGAUUCUCAGAAAGGGGAAUUUAUGCCAACCAGCGCUGAGGUACUUACGAGACAGUCGGAAAGUACCAACUCGGGGGGGCCGUCAUCCAGGUCUACUUCUAGCAGACCGUCUUCCCCUCCGAUAGACGGUCACAAUCAAUUCAUUAGCACAGACCCCUCUUCCAACAUCAGUCUUCACGAGAGAUCGUAUAUUCAGUAUCGAAGAUCAAGUUGCUACAUAGAACUAGCAAAUUUGAAAAACAGGCAGCAAGAGCAUUAUUUUGAGGCUUUAAGAAGCAAAGAAUGGGAAGAGCAAGCAACAUGGCGGCCUCAGCUACCGCCUCCUGGUUGGCAGCUGAGAGGAGUCCUAGUUGCUCACCUCCACGAACACAGAGCAGCGGUAAAUAGACUGUGCACUCUUCCGGAUACCCCGCUAUUCGCUAGCUGCUCUGCAGAUGGAUCUAUUAGGCUUUGGGAUUGCGCAAAAUUGGAGGGAAAAACUAUCGCGAACAGAUCCAAGCAGCAAUAUAAAAUGACAUCGGGAUCGUCUAUCAUUGGUAUGACGGUCUGCGAAGGUGGACAGUCUUUAGGGGCGAUUUGUCAGGAUGGUACCAUUAAUAUAUUAAGGGUUGAUUCUGCAAGUAACAAGAUGAAUUUAGUGCAGUCGCGCCAUCUAGAUGGAAACGAAGAUGGUUUCGCAGUAGAUGUGAGCUGUUUAGAUUCUGGCUCACAGAGUGUUGUGGUCUACGCAACAUUAUACGGGUCGUUAGUCGGGUGGGAUCUGAGGGCUCCGGGUGUUGCCUGGAGGCUGGAAAACGGACUGAGGAAGGGACAUAUCACUACAUUUUGCGUAGAUGCUCAUCAAAGCUGGUUGACGCUUGGUACGAGCAACGGAUAUCACACCACAUGGGAUCUGAGGUUUCAGCUGCCUAUCACCAGUAUAGAACAUCCGUCAGGUGGGGUUAGAAUUAGAAGAGUGGUAUCACAUCCAACAGAACAUUCUUGGGUGAUGUCAAGUAUACAGGGCAACAACGAAGUGUCGAUGUGGAAUAUAGAAACCGGUUUUCGACAGAAAGUAUUAUGGGGCAGUACCGCACCACCUUUGUCAAAAACUGGUUCUAGUAAUAGUGUAUGCGCCAUGUUAGGGGGCUGUAUUGACCGUUCACCUUUCACUCUGACGGGAGGUACAGAUCAAAGGUUAAGAUUUUGGGACUUGGAAAACCCCGCGGACUCUUUUCUGGCAAUACCAGCUGCUAGUGACCCAGUUGGAACAACACUAGGUUACAGAAGUCGCCUCAUUGACGGAACACAAGUGAUCUACGAAGAAUCCGGCAAUGUUCGCAAAGCUGACAGGAAUGAGGAGGUGCCCAGGGCCGGCCCGGAUCCUCCCCCAGCAGGACACAGAGACUGCAUUUCUGACGUGGUGCUUUGCAAAGCUUCCCAAUGCUUUUUAGUGACCUCAUCGAGAGAUGGCGUCGUAAAAGUGUGGAAGUAAUAAGAUAGUGUAGAUAAUACAGAUAUUUAAGUGAUAUUUUUAAGUGUUAGGUAGUAACACUGCAUAUUGUGAUUUAUUUUAAGGAUAUAUUUAUUGUUAAUAUUAUUUUAUCAUUACAAUUUUUUUUA
Messenger RNA from Anoplophora glabripennis (Asian longhorned beetle), 4064 nucleotides. RefSeq names its product phosphoinositide 3-kinase regulatory subunit 4 (gene Vps15). The transcript has 17 exons. Gene Ontology annotation, molecular function: protein binding; ATP binding; protein serine/threonine kinase activity. NCBI's taxonomy places the organism in Eukaryota, Metazoa, Arthropoda, Insecta, Coleoptera, Cerambycidae. The record is from RefSeq and is a predicted model, not a curated record. Bases 1 to 3936 code for a protein of 1311 amino acids. Gene Ontology annotation, cellular component: late endosome; nucleus-vacuole junction; phosphatidylinositol 3-kinase complex, class III, type I. Gene Ontology annotation, biological process: macroautophagy; protein targeting to vacuole; protein phosphorylation.